Messenger RNA from Rhododendron vialii, 1369 nucleotides. Its product is annotated as THO complex subunit 4D-like. Lineage: Eukaryota; Viridiplantae; Streptophyta; Magnoliopsida; Ericales; Ericaceae. The record is from RefSeq and is a predicted model, not a curated record. Gene Ontology annotation, biological process: mRNA export from nucleus. The coding region runs from base 371 to 1162 and encodes 263 amino acids. The transcript is spliced from 7 exons. Gene Ontology annotation, cellular component: nucleus. Gene Ontology annotation, molecular function: mRNA binding.
AAAUCCCCUACGAUAAAAACCCUAAUCUCAUCACUCCUCUCCCCCCCAAAAAAAAAAAAAUACUCCUCAAACCCUCUCACAAAAUCUUCUCUCUUCUCUCCCAUCGCAAAUCCCACACUAGCAAUAUACUCCAUCUGAAGCUCCUCAAUCGAUGAAACCCUAGUAAUCUAUCUCCAGAAACUCCCUGCCGCUUCCUUCCCCUCUCUGAUUUCGCUCUCUUUAAAAAAUUUGGCUAGAAAAGAUCCUUGCUUUUUCGCACAGUUAAUCCCGAGAUCUAUCUGUGCCUAUUGAUUCGUCCACGGAUUUGUGUAUUGCAGAUUAUCCGCAGGUCUACUAUCUUGUAUUUGUGCAAUCCCCAAUCCUCCUUUGAAUGGCUUCUUUGGAUAUGUCACUUGAUGACAUGAUAAAGAGUAGGCGCGGUAGCGAGAGAGGUAGAGGACAAGGUAGGGCAUGGCGUGGCCGGGGCCGGGGCCCAGUGGGACCAUUCCGUGGUGGAAGAAUGACAGCGGCACCUCGCAGAGGUCCACUAAGUGUGAAUUCUCGGCCAUCAUCGUAUGCCAUUGCCAAGUCAUUCCGUAGAAGAAAGAGUUUUCCAUGGCAGCGUGAUUUGUUUGAAGACAGCCUUAGAGCUGCAGGGUUAACUGGAGCAGAAAAUGGCACAAAGUUAUACGUUUCCAAUUUGGAUGUAGGAGUCACCAAUGAAGAUAUAAGGGAACUUUUCUCUGAGAUUGGAGAGCUGAAACGAUAUGCAGUUCAUUACGACAGGAAUGGUCGCUCAAGUGGUUCAGCAGAAGUAGUAUUUUCCCGAAGAACUGAUGCAUUUCAAGCUCUUAAGCGAUACAACAAUGUACAAUUGGAUGGAAGACCUAUGAAGAUUGAAAUAAUAGGCACCAACUCGGAAAUUCCUUCUUCAGCCCGUGUAAAUGUUGUUGGAGGUGCUAACGGGAGGAGGACAGUUGUUAUGGCGCCAAGAGGUCGUGGUAGAGGCACUGCUGCAAUUAGCCGUGGUUCGGGUCAGAGGGGCCGUGGGGGUCCGAGGAAUUUUGGUGCCCGUGGUCGUGGUGGGCGAGGAGGCCGUGGUCGCGGGAGGGAGAAAGCUGUCGAGAAGUCAGCCGAUGAACUUGACAAGGAACUGGACAACUAUCAUGCUAUGCAAACAUGAAUGGAUAACCUUAGCACCUAGUCUGCAUGCGACUUGGCAAAUAUUCAGUUGAAUUGUUAGCUUUACGAAAAUUUGAAUAUGUUGGAGUGUAGUGGUUUGUUUUCGACUAAUAUUCACUUAUGGUACUUGAAUGAGUUGUAUGGCGGUUUAGGGUUUAACUUUCGCUGCUUGAAGAAAUUCCAUGGCUUUCCUGAGUUCAAAGCUCAA